AUGAAGCAUGGGUCGUUGGAAGCCGUUCUUUGGACAGCCUUGGUCGGUGUGGCUGAGGAUAGCAUUCUGGAGGUUAACGGCGUUUCAGGCGGCCGCUCUGUCCGAUGCAUAUGGGCACAGUACAUGGAGCGAUCCAUAUUGGCAGGGGAUGUCGUGGAGAUGCUCGAGAGAUGCAAAGCUGAUGACACGCUCAAGCCUGGUGCCCACCACGAGUUCGCAUUCUCUGUCGUCUCAGCGCGUUUGCGAACGUCCCACAUUCCCGACCAUUUCCACAGUUCGCAUUGCGCCGCAUCCGCCCCGCCAAGGAUGAAGCUGUGCCGAUGCUUGACGUACGAGCACUUGGUGGAGGAUUUGGAAAAGCUUCUCCGGCGGAAGGAGUGCGGGCCCAUUAUGGUGCGGCUGUCGUGGCACGAUGCCGGCAUCUACAACGGCGCAGAUGGAUGCCCGAACGCCGCAUUGCGUUUGCCCGGUGGAGGCGAGCAUGCACUCGCAGCGAAUGCUGGCUUGCCACAGAUUGCACUUCCUUUGCUAGAGACUGUGGCCGUGAAGUAUGUACCUCGACUGAUCUCUCAUGCAGAUCUUUGGGCUCUAGCUGCCAACGUGGCCAUCAAGGUCAUGGGAGGUCCAGAGAUCACCACACGCUUUGGACGCUUAGCGGGUCACCUCAACGAGGGCGUGUCCACAGCGGCGGGGCGGCUUCCGGACAGCUGUGAUGCACGGUGUCUCCAUGCCAUGGCCUAUGAUGUGGUGCAUGCGAGGGUGCGUGUGACUUUCAUAGUCUUGUUCGCAGGAGCUGUCACUUGGACCGCUCUGGUUUCGACGGAGCUUGGACAGCAGCUUGGCCCUCGGCUCCUCGGAUCACUGAAUCUCAGAGUGCACACCGUUCUCACGUGUGCAGAGUCCAAGACCAUGAUGCUGACAACGGACAUGGCGCUGGUCAAUGAUCCCGACUUCAAAAGGUAUGUCAUCCAGUUCGCCGAUGACCAAAAGUCUUGGUUUUCGGAGUUCGACAAGGCUUGGAUGCGUUUGCAAGAGCUCGGUUGCAGUCCCAAGCUCAGCCGAAGUGCGGCUGGUUCGCUGGUUCGUGAUGUGCACUCCGAAAGGCAAAGAGGCCUGUUCCGAAUGGAAGUUUGUGGAGAUGUGCUUGUCAAGGCGAGCUGCGCGAUGUCCUCUGAGUCAGCCAGAAUAACAUAG
Molecule: messenger RNA, 1194 nt
Organism: Symbiodinium natans
Lineage: Eukaryota; Dinophyceae; Suessiales; Symbiodiniaceae
Source: the annotation of a GenBank genome assembly